AUGCAGCAGGCUUAUCAAGUAGUGCGAUACAAGGCGGGCGAUACGGGUACCUUCGAGGUGCUUACGAAGAAGGGCGCCGCCCUCCAAUUCCGUGAGGGCAAGCUUGGCUUCUCGAAUGUCCUGUUCGCCGAUGAGAUCUACACCAACCACUCCAAGGGCGAGCGUGCCAAGGAGGCCGAUCUUCUGAAGGCAUUCGGCACGUCCAACAUCGAGGACUGUGCCAAGGUGGUGGUGGAGAAGGGUGAACUCCAGCUCACCGCUGCCGAACGUCGCGAGAAGGUGAACAAGCGCAAGGCCGAGAUGAUCAACUACAUCCACAAGUACUACAUCGAUCCGAGGACCAAGACGCCUCACCCGGUCGUGCGCAUCGAAAACGCGUUCGAGCAGAUGAAGGUCAACGUCGACCCCGACGUACCUGCCGAGCGCCAGGUGCAGGAGAAGGUGCUCAAGAAGCUCCCCGAGAUCCUCCCCAUCAAGCGCUCCGAGAUGAGCGGCACCCUCUCCAUCCCUACCAAGGUGAUCGGUCAGGCCAUGGGCACCGUGAAGAAGUACGCCCAGGUGAGCGGCGAGAACUACUCGUCGGGCGCCGCCACCAUGCAGGUCUCCAUCGUGCCCGGUGACUACGACGCGUUCAUGACGGACCUUAGAAACGUCACCAAGGGCGAGUUCACGUUUGAUGUGGACGGCCAGUCGGUGGCGACCAUGGAGGAGGAGCCCGGCGCCGGGGCCAAGGGCGGCAGAGGUCGCGGCGGCAAGGCUGCCCGUGGCGGCGGCGGACGUGGCGGCCGUGGCCGCGGAGCCAAAUGA
Molecule: messenger RNA, 807 nt
Organism: Acanthamoeba castellanii str. Neff
Lineage: Eukaryota; Discosea; Longamoebia; Acanthamoebidae
Product: rRNA metabolism protein, SBDS family
Exons: 5
Coding region: 1-807 (268 amino acids)
Biological process (GO): cytosolic ribosome assembly; ribosome biogenesis
Source: RefSeq, a predicted model, not a curated record